GCCGUCCUCACCUUCAAUUCGCAGCAACCCAGCAACACCCACCCUCUUCACCUUCACGUACGAAGCAAAACCCGUCUCACCUUCACGAACGAAGAACCAAAACCCAGCGCCGUCCUCACCUUCGAUUCGCACCCAAAACGCAUCAACCCAGCGCCGUCCUCACCUUCGCAAGAACCAGCGCCGUCCUCUCUCUCAACUCACCACCAGCGCCGUCCUCUCUCUCACGAACCCUAACUCCAAAUCGAUUCAGGGUACCCUGAUAGAUGGAAAAGAGGUAGCCAUAAAGCGGAACUCAAAGAUGUCUGAUCAAGGGUCGGAGGAAUUUAAAAACGAAGUUUUGUUGAUUGCAAAACUUCAACAUGGUAAUCUUGUGAAGCUUCUUGGUUGUUGUAUUCAUAGAGAGGAAACAUUGUUGAUCUACGAAUACUUGCCCAACAGGAGCUUAGACUACUUCAUCUUUGAUGAAACUAGAAGCAAACUCUUGGCGUGGUCAAAGCGUUCCGAUAUUAUUGCUGGCAUUGCUAGAGGACUUCUUUAUCUCCACCAAGAUUCUAGACUUAGAAUUAUUCACAGAGAUUUGAAGUUAAGCAAUAUCUUGCUAGAUGCCCAUAUGAAUCCAAAAAUCUCAGAUUUUGGUCUGGCUCGGGAAUUUUGUGGCGAUCAAGUUGAAGCCAGAACAAGAAAAUUGGUUGGAACAUAGUAAGUUACCUUCGUUUUGUACUUAAUUUGACGUAAUACAAAAUGAUCACUCUACUGUCAAAGACUUUAUAUCAGUGUUCUUGUUUUAUCGUGUUAUUAGUUACAAUGGAUUCACAUUAACUAGGAUGUUUUGAAUUGUAAUGACUUGUAUUUUGCUUGAAUGUUAUAACAUUUUGGAUUGUUUUGGUA
This is a messenger RNA of Trifolium pratense (red clover), 888 nucleotides long. Its product is annotated as G-type lectin S-receptor-like serine/threonine-protein kinase SD1-1. Gene Ontology annotation, molecular function: ATP binding; protein kinase activity. Gene Ontology annotation, biological process: protein phosphorylation. Bases 299 to 700 code for a protein of 133 amino acids. The transcript is spliced from 3 exons. NCBI's taxonomy places the organism in Eukaryota, Viridiplantae, Streptophyta, Magnoliopsida, Fabales, Fabaceae. The record is from RefSeq and is a predicted model, not a curated record.